Molecule: messenger RNA, 121 nt
Organism: Trypanosoma cruzi
Lineage: Eukaryota; Euglenozoa; Kinetoplastea; Trypanosomatida; Trypanosomatidae
Exons: 1
Source: RefSeq, a predicted model, not a curated record
AUUGAUUGAGUUUGCGGUGCCUUAUCAAGCUCUCGCCGUCGUUGUUGCUUUUUUUUUUUUUUUUUUUUUUUUUUUUUUUUUUCACGAGACGAGGGCAAGAGGGAGGGUCACCCUCAUAUAA